Messenger RNA from Trametes versicolor FP-101664 SS1, 1277 nucleotides. RefSeq names its product protein-histidine N-methyltransferase. Gene Ontology annotation, molecular function: protein-L-histidine N-tele-methyltransferase activity. The record is from RefSeq and is a predicted model, not a curated record. The coding region runs from base 60 to 1277 and encodes 405 amino acids. Lineage: Eukaryota; Fungi; Basidiomycota; Agaricomycetes; Polyporales; Polyporaceae. The transcript has 4 exons. Gene Ontology annotation, biological process: peptidyl-histidine methylation, to form tele-methylhistidine.
CCGCCGAAGCCUUCUGUCCUUUGGCCACUCUUUUACGGGCAUAUCUGUGGGAUCCGAACAUGUUCAAGUUCAACUUCGAGGUAGACGAGGCGGACGACCCCCUUGCCGACCUCGCGUUCGGCCCCGUCGCCACCGCCGGGUCGGCAGGCGAGCAACAACAAACUCGCGCGGAGGAAGACCGCUCCACCGAGAUCCCCAUCGAAGACCUCAUCGCUGCACUUCCGCACACGUUUUCUUUCUCGCCGCUCGCCGUCGUGCUUGCGUCAAAACGCGAUGUCGUGCUCGCCCGCAGAGACCUCUUCGACGCCAAGUUUCAGCUCAUCGCGUCCGACGAGGGCACAGAAGCUAAAAAUGGACGCUCGGACGUCGACUUUCUCGACGCGCCCUCGGACCUCGUACCUUGGGUCUACGAGGGCGGUCUAAAAACUUGGGAGUGCAGUCUCGACCUCGUCGACUGCCUCGACACCAUCUACGGGCCCGGCAUCGCGAGUAACCUCAAACAAAAACGCAUCUUAGAGCUUGGGUGCGGCACGGCCAUCCCCUCCCUGUACCUGCUAUCUACUAUAUUCGCAGCAGAGCCCUCUGCGGAAAGUAACAUCCACAUACAUCUCCAAGACUACAACGACCUCGUACUUCGUCUUGUGACGCUACCAAACGUCAUUCUCGCGUGGUACAUGUCCCCCGCCUCCGCCUCCUUCCGGUCCAACCCCCCACCAGCCCCUCAUAGUAACGGAAUGGACGACCCCAACGCCGAACCCGAACCCCUCCCACCCGCGGACGUCACCGAGCCCGGCGAGCUCCCCAUCACGCCCGCCCUAACCACCGCCUUCCUCGCCUCCCUCCUUUCCUACGGCGUCCACCUCAAAUUCUUCUCCGGGGCCUGGUCCACAUUCGACAUCCCCGCCUCCGGCGGGCCACACCACCUCGUGCUCACCUCCGAGACGAUCUACCGCACCGACAGCCUGCCCUCGCUCGUCGCCCUCCUCCAGCGCGCGACCGCCCCAGGGCCCGCGGAACCCGAGCGGAUGGUGUCUCCGAGCAUCGCGGAGUGGGCGUCGCGGCUAAGCUUGACGGACGAGGGCGAGCUGCGCCGUCUCGCGGAGGAAGAGAGUUUGUGCCUGGUCGCGGCGAAGACGGUGUACUUUGGCGUCGGCGGCGGGGUGAGCGAGUUUGUGGACGCCGUGGAGGGCGAGCGCGGCGGGGUGGUGCGUACGAUCUGGGAGCGGGUGCAUGGCGUGAAGAGGAGUGUGAUGCGGGUGGUAUGGAAUAAUGCAUAA